ACGAAGCAAAUUAAGAUCUUUGCAGGAUUAUUACUAUUAGGGUCAUUUAUUGGAGUAACUGUUGGAUCAGCUGUUGAAGUUUUAUCAGCAUUAUGUAUCAAUGUUAGUAUUGGUAACUGUAGGUGUAUCGAUGUUAAUAGUCGUUUUAGUGGUGGUCUCUUUUUCAUCACUGUUGGUUUUUCAGCUGGUUCUUCGGUUGUUUUUGUUUUUGGAUCAUCUACCUUUGGAACAUCAGUUGGAACAUCAAUUGGUUUUUCAGUUGGUUUUUCAGCCGGUUCUUCAGUUGGUUUUGUUUUUGGAUCAUCUACCUUUGGGACAUCAGUUGGAACAUCAAUUG
Molecule: messenger RNA, 337 nt
Organism: Entrophospora sp. SA101
Lineage: Eukaryota; Fungi; Glomeromycota; Glomeromycetes; Entrophosporales; Entrophosporaceae
Source: the annotation of a GenBank genome assembly